Caenorhabditis briggsae is the source of this 513-nucleotide messenger RNA. The record is from RefSeq and is a predicted model, not a curated record. Bases 1 to 513 code for a protein of 170 amino acids. NCBI's taxonomy places the organism in Eukaryota, Metazoa, Nematoda, Chromadorea, Rhabditida, Rhabditidae. The transcript has 4 exons.
AUGAAAUAUUCGAUUCUUCUGGUUUUUCUGGUUUCAUCGGUCACCGUUGAUUCUAUAAACUGGGAAUCCACUUUUCGGGAAGAGCAGUUUUUGAAGAAUCAUGCUCUAGAACAAGUCGAUGAAGGCUCCGGAGAUACUGAUGAAGUGUUAGUUUCUGAAAGUACGACGACUUCUUCCACGUCUUCCACAUCAUCAACAACUUCUAAACCUCCUUCAACCACCAAAAAUCCUUUAACAACACCUUCUGCACCAACAAAUUGCUACGAUAUUUCAAAAAAAUGCGCCAGAGUCAAACCAUUGUGCACAAAAGAAGCGUACAAGGCGAUAAUGAUGCGGAAAUGCGCCAAAACCUGUAAUUUCUGUCCACAAUUCGCUAGAUUACCGCAUGCCGCUCGUUGUCGGGACGCAUUCAGAAGCUGCCCAAUCUGGGCUCGCAACGGCUUCUGCCAUUCGACAUACUACACUAUGGAGGAGCGAAGGACGUACUGUCAGAAGAGUUGUCAAGCGUGCUGA